CCGAGUUGUCCGUCGUGCUAGUAGUUAGCAUUUGACUAGCCGAGUGAAUCAGUACUUCAGUGACAUGGUCAAUCCGCUUGAAGUGCCGCCGUAUCUUCUCCAACCGCUCAUCCCUAGCAUCACUGCAGGGACUAUUACUUGUGCGCAGGCCUUAGGGUCCGAAAUAUACGUUGGCUGCUCGAAUGGAGAGCUCCUGCGCUACGCUCUCCGUCCAGAUGCGGAUCCCACCAAGCUAGACGCUUACGCUCUGCUUUCGCAACAGAGCCACCCUUCGGGCAAGCAGAUCGACGAGCUCAUCCUCGUGCCAUGCAUCGCGAGGGCGCUGGUAUUAUGUGAUCGCCAAGUCCAUAUAUAUACACUCCCUUCGCUUGAUCUUAUCCAGAACACUAAACCCGUCCGCAAUGUCGAGGUUCUUGCAGUCGACCAUAAUCACCUUCAACGCCCCGCCGCGACCUCACUUACCACUAGAACCACUUCCGCAUCAACAAAUUUUCCUGCUGAGCGAGGGAAAAACGAUGCCAUUGACCUCUGCGUUAUAAAGCGCAGUACUAUUGCUAUGUAUAGCUUGAGCGAGGAGAAGUUGACAUUUUCCAGGGAAAUCCCUUUCCGACCUGGAGCCCUCCGUGCUCAGCGUUCAGGGCGUCACCUGUGCGUUGCGACCGCAGACAUCUACAGUGUAAUCGAUCUUGCAACCGCACAGAUGUUUGAGUUGCUUCCGGUGACACAAGUCGAGGGUACAGCGGGUACAAUCAAACCACAUAUCAUCGUCAUAUCUCCAUCUGAGUUCCUUUUACUGAGCUGGACGGGUGGGAGCACACUUGGCCUGUUCAUUACGGGUGAGGGUGAUCCCGUGCGUGGAACACUUGAGUGGCCAGCGCAUCCGGUAUCCGUGUGCCUCGACUUUCCCUACUUAACAACACUUCUCCCAAAUGGCACAAUCGAAGUGCACAGUGUUGAGACUCAAACGAUUAUCCAAGUCAUCCCUGCGCCCAAUUUUGGCGAAGGGGGGAGGCCGGGCUUGGUCUCGUGCCUUGCUGGUUAUGCAGCGCCCUCCUCCGAGCGUGGGGCCAAGAUGAAGAAGGUAAAGGUUGUGUUGGUACGCAGUGAGACUGUGGGGCUGAAGAUGGACGACAAGAAGGUCCAUGAAGGCCAGAACGAGAAAAUGGAGGAAGUGGAGAAAGAGAAAAAUGCGGAUGUCCCGAGUGUGUCUAUAUGACCGACCUGAUUGGUAUACGGGCUGUCAUUCUGUUUCUCACCCUUCGGACGUUUGGUUGCCCUAUCGCAUAUGAGAUCACCUUAGGCAGAAUAAGACACUCAAGUAAAGUGCACGUCCUGCAAAACGCAGAUAGAGCAAUAUAUGACUGAAUUGAUUGUCA
Messenger RNA from Suillus subalutaceus, 1376 nucleotides. RefSeq names its product CNH domain-containing protein. The coding region runs from base 65 to 1216 and encodes 383 amino acids. Gene Ontology annotation, biological process: endosomal vesicle fusion; vesicle-mediated transport; autophagy. NCBI's taxonomy places the organism in Eukaryota, Fungi, Basidiomycota, Agaricomycetes, Boletales, Suillaceae. The transcript has 7 exons. The record is from RefSeq and is a predicted model, not a curated record. Gene Ontology annotation, cellular component: cytoplasm; fungal-type vacuole membrane.